Messenger RNA from Purpureocillium takamizusanense, 2707 nucleotides. RefSeq lists its product as uncharacterized. Lineage: Eukaryota; Fungi; Ascomycota; Sordariomycetes; Hypocreales; Ophiocordycipitaceae. Gene Ontology annotation, molecular function: DNA-binding transcription factor activity, RNA polymerase II-specific; zinc ion binding. The transcript has 2 exons. Bases 179 to 1423 code for a protein of 414 amino acids. The record is from RefSeq and is a predicted model, not a curated record. Gene Ontology annotation, biological process: regulation of transcription by RNA polymerase II.
GGAAUCACACCGUCAACCAUUCCGAGAUCGUGGCUCCCGCUAGACAAUUGGGAGUCGCGAGCCACCGCGGAAGGCUUUCUCUCUCAUCGCUCCAUUCGAGAGAGCCCAGAACAUCAAAUGUCAUCGCUGCUUUGGAACCAGCAGACCCCAUCGCCAUGACGUGUGAGACCGAAGCAUCAUGACGUCGGCCACCCCCGAGAGCAACUCGCCACAAGGCCAACCCCAAAGCGAAGGGGACUCGUCCAACCGCGAGAAGCGCAAAGGCCCCCGUCUCGCGCACCGCAAGUCCAAGACUGGCUGUCAGCGAUGUCGCGCCCGGCGAGUAAAGUGUGACGAAGCGCGACCUGUGUGUCGCGACUGCCAUCGUCAUGGGGUCCCCUGCGUCUAUGACAGGCCCGAUGACAGGCCCAGGGACGAAGGCGCGAUGCCACUCUCAACCUGGAUCCAAUCUCGCCCGCGCGAGCCCAGGCCAUCGGAUCCCAGUCAUGACGAACACAUGGAGCUGCGCUUGCUGCAUCACUUUACUCUAUUCACCAGCGCAACGUUGCCCGGGGCCCACCUCAAGCGUAUCAAAGACUGUUGGUCCAUCGACGUGCCCCGACUCGCAUUCACUUACAAGCCGCUCCUGCACUCCGUCUUCGCAAUCGCCGCCCUGCACUUGUCCAGAGCCAAUCCUGACGAAGCUGGCUUGCCGGACGUCCACUGCAUGUACCUCGAGCAGGCCUUGCGCGAACAUCGACUCUGCAUCGGCGGCAUGACUACGCAGACUGCGGACGCGGUGUGCUUUACGAGCAUCCUGUUACAGGUCGACGUAUUUGCCACCUUGCAAUAUCGUCCUGUUGCUUCGUACGAGCCGGUAAAUGAAUGGAUGUAUCUAGUGCGCGGGUCGGUACCCGUCUUUGAAGCGGCCUUGGAGAUUAUGAGGCGUGAUACCCAUCCCGCGAAUAUCUGGUACAUUAUUGACACCUUUCCCAUCUCUUUGCGGACGAAUCCUGAUGCUGGAUCGUUCUCCUUCCUGCUUCCGAGUGUGCCCGACGACGACGACGAGGAUGACGAGACGGCGCUACAAGCAUAUCGAGGGGCCGUCGCGCAUGUAAACGCCACCUGGCUGGCCAUGGAAGCAAAGGAACAUCCGCAAAUCAGCUGUCGCCGGCUCAUGGUCUUCCCCUUGCUCGUGACAACCGAGUUCAUUGACCUGCUCGAGAAGAGGAGGCCGCGCGCCAUGGUGGUUCUGGCCUACUUCCUCGCCUUGUUGGCACCAUUGAGCGACAUAUGGUGGAUCGGAGACACUGCACACAGAUAUAUUGUGGCUCUUCGACGAAUCCUUCCCGACCAGUGGGAACACCUCAUGUCCUGGCCUGUGGAAAUGACGACAUCUCGUUCCACACAGCAGACACACGGCCCUAUCCAACCAUCUCUAUGAUUCCCGCCCGCAGCAGCGCCUUCUCGAUCACAGGCAUUUUAAGUGGCGCCAGCUCUUUCGUCUGCUCAAACGUCUCGCUGGCCUCCCGCAAGUACGCCGCAAACGUUCCUGGUCUGAUAUCCGCGUCAUGGUUCUCCGGAUCGUCCCAUAUCUCAGCUAAAUACUCCCGGCCUGCAGUAACAAGGCCAUGCGACACCUUCAUUGUCGAGGACAUGCUCAGCACACCCUGGACAAGUGCCUCAGCCUCUUUAGCCCGUUCAUUGUCCGAGCCGUUCCCCCCGCGUGGCAGGUUCAACAACUCAUACUGAUUCCUCCCGUUCCAGUCCGUCAAUCUCUGCGCCCAGUACGCUUCUGUCACACAAUCAAAGAGCAAGACCUUCUCUUCAAAGAACUUUGGUCCGUCCCAUGUCGUUUUGGGAUCAACCAGAUGCCUGAGCCGUUCAAGACAAAAGACCUGGGCAAGGUAAUCUGCAAACUGCGCAUACAUGAACGGUGGGCGCUUUCCGUUCAACGAGGGUGGUUCAUAGACUGGUAGAUGCGCCAGCAGCGGGUGUGAAUGCAUCCCCACGCAGCUCGUUGGUCCAUCCCACAGCGUGCGAAAAAUCUCAUGCCAAUACUUGAUGCAGAGACUUCCCCGCCGCGCCGCAAUGAACCCGUUGAACAGGAAGGAGAGCUCGGGGCCCAUGGAAACUCUAAACGCCGCCACCUCGUACGGCGUCUCGGGAUCUUCCAGGGCGUUCCAACACAGGGCGUCCAACGACCGGAACAGAAGCAUCCCGACGUCGAGCCACACUCCGCCAUAGAGGUAGAGCAGCGGCAGGCGGAUAAGGUCGGAGCUAUGCUGUCCUACAUGAGGGCCCGUCAUUGUUCGAUUCCAGAAGACGUCUGGGAGCAGUUCGCGUGGAAUAUACUGGGACACAUGGUUGGGGGAGCCCUCGACGAGGUCCAAGACUCGGACUGUCCACGUGGGGCCGAGCCGUCGAACCCAGCUCAUGACAUUGCGCUGGUUCCAUUCGGGGCUGUUGGACAGGCCUUUGUCCCAGAAGGCCCAGACGUUGCGGGUGUGUGAAUCUGUGACGGGCUUGUACGUUUGGAGGUCGGAUAGGAUAUCGGCGUCAGUGAAGCGGUUACUCUUUUCUUUGGUUGGAGUGGCCAUCUUGUCUGCAAUGUGCUUCAUUAGAGGGAAUGAUGUUUUUAGUUUACGCAGCAUGCACAUACGCAGGAGAGUUAUACCCUCUAAAUACACCAUCGCCCGACAGAGGAGUCGGAGAUAUGUCUGUUGUC